Messenger RNA from Manihot esculenta (cassava), 639 nucleotides. Its product is annotated as cytochrome P450 82C3. NCBI's taxonomy places the organism in Eukaryota, Viridiplantae, Streptophyta, Magnoliopsida, Malpighiales, Euphorbiaceae. Gene Ontology annotation, biological process: defense response to other organism. The annotation marks the transcript as partial. Gene Ontology annotation, molecular function: heme binding; monooxygenase activity; iron ion binding. The transcript has a single exon. The record is from RefSeq and is a predicted model, not a curated record.
AUACAGGCUCUAAUUCUAGGAGCUUCAGACACUACAACGGUGACACUAACUUAGGCUUUGUCAUUACUACUCAACAAUCGCCACGUCCUAAAGAAAGCACAACAAGAAUUAGACAGCGUUGUCGGUAGAGAAAGGCAAGUGAACGAAUCAGACAUGAAGGAUUUGGUUUACCUUCAAGCCAUCAUCAAAGAAAUUUUUAGGUUGUAUCCUGCUGCUCCAUUAUCAGUGCAACAUGAAUCCAUAGAAGACUGCAGUGUAGGAGGCUAUCACAUUCCAUCAGGCACACGCCUUAUUGUAAAUCUCUCAAAACUUCAUAGAGAUUCACGGGUAUGGUUGAAUCCUUCAGAGUUUAAACCAGAAAGGUUUCUUACAACCCACAAGGAUAUUGAUUUCAAGGGCCAGAAUUUCGAGCUAAUACCAUUUGGCAGUGGAAGAAGAAUGUGUCCUGGAGUCUCAUUUGCUUCACAAGUUGUGAACCUCAUACUUGCUACUUUGCUACAUUCUUUUGAAAUAGAAACUCCAUCAGGCCAACCAGUUGAUAUGAGUGAGAGCGCUGGACUGACAAACCUCAAAGCCACCCCUCUGGAUGUUCUCCUUAUGACGUGCCUUCCUCCUCCCCUUUAUGCUGCUACAAAGUAA